CAUUUUGUGCUGCUGCGCCGGGUAUUUAUCGCAAGAGUCGUGACUGUUCCGUUUACACUGCUAGUUAGUUGGUCGGACGGUUCCUGCUGUACUCGGUUCUGCAUUAUUAGCCCGUGGCCUUCGACAGAUUUCGCGAAGUGCGAUUUUUUUUGACUCACCAGCGAUAAUUAAUUUUGUAUAUUUAGUUUAUUUUUAUAAGUUAUUGCGUGAGGAAGAAUGUCGGCCCAAAACCCCCAGUACGCUCCGUUCUUCUCGGUGAUGGGUGCCUCUGCGGCUAUGGUGUUCAGCGCCUUGGGAGCGGCCUAUGGCACAUCUAAGAGCGGUACAGGUAUUGCUGCCAUGUCCGUGAUGAGGCCGGAGCUCAUCAUGAAGUCAAUCAUCCCCGUGGUCAUGGCGGGUAUUAUAGCCAUCUAUGGUCUGGUAGUAGCUGUGCUGAUUGCCAACCAAAUCACAGAGGGACUUGACCUUUACAAGGCUUUCCUCCACCUGGGAGCUGGGCUGAGCGUAGGCCUGAGUGGGCUGGCAGCAGGCUUUGCGAUCGGCAUCGUGGGCGACGCAGGCGUGAGGGGAACAGCUCAACAGCCGAGGCUUUUUGUGGGCAUGAUCCUCAUCUUGAUCUUCGCCGAGGUCUUGGGUCUCUACGGUCUCAUCGUCGCCCUCAUUCUCUCCACAAAAUAAGCACCCAACAUCUCCACUACAAGAUAUGUCCUUUAUGUUGCUGCUGGAGGAAAAAAGUGUAAAAUGGGGGGGGGGGAAAUCGGAAAGUUUUGUUUCCACGCAAGAUGAAAGAAGUGAUGGCUGGGGGAAAAAAAUGAAUUGAAAUGGCUCCAUAAAUAUGGUCUUAUCUCAACAAUGUGUACAGUCGUCCCAAUUUGAUAGUCAACUUGUAAAUGCGCAAUGUAGUGAUUUGUCUGUCUCGUGUGUGUGUGCGUAUGUGUGUAUAAAAACAAAUGUAUGAUGAAGAUUCCUUUUUUCCCUCCACUUAUUUCAGGCUUUGAGGCCGGCUGAGGCAGCUCGGCCUCUGGUCUUAGAGAGCUGACCAAAGGGCCACACAGCUUUUUCUCCUCCCAUUGAUUUGGGAGUUGACACAAUGUCCGCAUUAAACUCGAGGAUCUAUUUGUAAAGAGAAAUGUGUAUGGACUAAAGAUUUUUUUUUUCCACUGAUCUUAUUUAUAAGAAAUUGUUCAUUAAGCUGUAUAGUGCAGCAAAAGUCUUUAAUUUCCCCAGGAUAUAUACAUAUAUAUAUACAGACAUACAAAUAUCUAUAUAGAUAGAUUUAAUGCACUGUGGGUUAAUUGUGAUAAGUGGUUGGAAUUCCUCUGGAUGUAAUUCUUGGUUUAAUAAUUAAGAUUGCCUUUAGUAUGUGGCUGGUGGAGUGGGAGUUUUGUGUGUAGCUGUAUUCUAAUCAUUACGCAAACAUUCUCAAACAUCAGUGUUUUUCCUGUAGUACUGCUGUUUGCAUUAAAGGUGUGUGUGCCCCGUGUUGGGUCUCACAAGUGUAAUUUCCACA
Messenger RNA from Mugil cephalus (flathead mullet), 1510 nucleotides. RefSeq names its product ATPase H+ transporting V0 subunit cb (gene atp6v0cb). Gene Ontology annotation, biological process: proton transmembrane transport. Gene Ontology annotation, cellular component: proton-transporting V-type ATPase, V0 domain. Gene Ontology annotation, molecular function: proton-transporting ATPase activity, rotational mechanism. Lineage: Eukaryota; Metazoa; Chordata; Actinopteri; Mugiliformes; Mugilidae. The record is from RefSeq and is a predicted model, not a curated record. The transcript is spliced from 3 exons. The coding region runs from base 217 to 678 and encodes 153 amino acids.